Messenger RNA from Acanthoscelides obtectus, 5789 nucleotides. NCBI's taxonomy places the organism in Eukaryota, Metazoa, Arthropoda, Insecta, Coleoptera, Chrysomelidae. The record is from the annotation of a GenBank genome assembly.
CCUGUGCUCUGUGCUUUGCAAAUUGCAAAAUAACCUUACUUUUUUCAGCAUGUCAUUUUCUUAACACUUCAUUUUUAUAAAUAAUAUGCCAUAGAAUUAUUUUAUUCAUUAUAUAUAUCCUAGAAAUCAAGACUGGACAUUCAAUAAGUCGUGUAGAGGAACCAAGAGCAUGAGUUUCAGUUCAACAUUGCAAAGUAUCAAAGAUGAACGCUGGGAUGGAGUUAACCAGGUGAAAAUGGAGAAUCAGUUAGUAGUUAGUGUUAAAUCUGAAACACCAGAAGCAGAACAAACUUUGAACAACACAAAGUUAGAAAAUAUGGACACUUUGAUGCUAAAUGAAGAGUUUGACAUCAAAUAUGAAUGUGCAGAUGCCAUAUUUGAUAGAAUUAAAGUUGAAGAGAAAUUAGAGCCUGGACUUGAAGCUGAUUCGACAGCAGAUACAGUUAACCAGAUGAAAAUGGAGUUCCAAGAAUCUGACAAGCUGGAAGAAAAACCAGAUUUAAGGAGCACAAAUCUUGAAAAUAUGUACGCGUUGGGGCUACAUCACGGAUUUGACAUCAAAACUGAGAGUGACCAAAGUGACGAGCAUGAUUCGGCGUCCGAUAGACUACCAAUAAAGAAAACGCCGGAAAAGGAACAACGAAAUCCACCGAUCGAAGAACAUUAUAUCCAAACGACAUUCAAGUGUACAAACUGUGAUGCUUCAUUUAAUACUAAACGACGCGUAGAAAACCACAUUUUACAGAGACAUCCUAAAUUUGCCGCACCCGUGUCCAGUAAAUCCAGUAAAAUACGUGAAUGUACACAUUGUGAAUAUAAAACUACAUUUCCACACUGCUUAACUAGUCAUAUGAUGAAACAUACUGGAGCUAAGCUGAAGUGUACAGAAUGUGAUGCAUCAUUUACAUCCAAACAAUCAUUAGACGAUCACAUCUUGCGGAAACAUCCCGAGUUUACUACUUCUCUAUCUAGUAAGAUACAUAAAUGUACACAUUGUGAAUAUCAAACUAUAUAUGCCCAUUCUCUAGCUAGGCAUAUCUUCAAACAUACUGGAGCUAAGCUCAAGUGUACAAAGUGUGAUAAGUCGUUUACAUACACACAAUCAUUAGACGAUCACAUUUUGCGAAAACAUCCUGAUCUUACUGCUUCUGUAUCUCGUAAGAUACAAAAAUGUACACAUUGUGAAUAUAAAUGUCUGCAAAAGCAGCAUCUCAUCAGACAUAUGAUGAAACAUACUGGAGAUAAGCUCAAGUGUACAAAGUGUGAUGCGUCAUUUACAACUAGACUAUCAUUAGACGAUCACAAUUUGCGAAAACAUCCUGAGUUUACUACUUCUGUAUCUCGUAAGAUACAUAAAUGUACACAUUGUGAAUAUCAAACUAUAUAUGCCCAUUCUCUAGCUAGGCAUAUCAUCAAACAUACUGGAGCUAAGCUGAAGUGUACAGAAUGUGAUGCAUUAUUUACAUCCAAACAAUCAUUAGACGAUCACAUCUUGCGGAAACAUCCUGAGUUUACUACUUCUGUAUCUAGUAAGAUACAUAAAUGUACACAUUGUGAAUAUAAAUGUCUGGCAAAGCAGCAAUUCAUCAAACAUAUGAUGAAACAUACUGGAGCUAAGCUCAAGUGUACAAAGUGUGAGGCGUUAUUUAUAAGCAAACGAUCUUUAGACAACCACAUUUUACGGAAACAUCCUGAGUUUUCUACUUCUGUAUCUCACAAGAUACAUAAAUGUACACAUUGUGAAUAUAAAACUACACACGCGUAUUCUCUAGCUAUUCAUAUUAUCAAACAUACUGGAGCUAAGCUGAAGUGUACAAAAUGUGAUAAGUCUUUUACAACCAUACAAUCAUUAGACGAUCACAUCUUGCAGAAACAUCCUGAGUUUACUACUUCUGUAUCUAGUAAGAUACAUAAAUGUACACAUUGUGACUAUAAAACUACAUAUAAGGAGCAUUUAGUUAACCAUAUGAUGGAACGUACUGGAGCUAAGCUCAAGUGUACAAAGUGUGAUAAGUCAUUUAUAACUACAAAAUCAUUAAACAACCACUUUUUGCAGAAACAUCCUGAGCUUGCUACUUCGAUAUCUCGUAAGAUACACGAAUGCACACAUUGUGAAUAUAAAACUACAUAUAAGGAUAAUUUAGCUGGUCAUAUGAUGAAACAUACUGGAGCUAAGCUCAAGUGUACAAAGUGUGAUAAGUCAUUUACAUACACACAAUCAUUAGACGAUCACAUUCUGCAAAAACAUCCUGGGCUUACUGCUUCUGUAUCUCGUAAGAUACAUAAAUGUACACAUUGUGAAUAUAAAUCUCUACAAAAGCGGCAAUUUAUCCAACAUAUGAUGAAACAUACCGGAGCUAAGCUCAAGUGUACAAAGUGAUGCGACAUUUAAAUCAACACGAUCAUGUGUUCUGUAUCAUCUGGUAAGAUACAUAAAUCUACACAUUGUGAAUAUAAAACACCACGAAAAUAUAAACUGACUAAACAUACAAAGUCAUAGUGCUUUUUUUGUUUCCUUCGUGGUUAAUGCGUGCCUUUGCAGGCAAAUUAACUUUUCAAUUUUAAACGUUGUAAUUUAAGAGAUGUCAUAAUGACAAUUCAAAGGAAAUAGUUAUACUAAUACCCAAAUUUACCGCCCUUAUCAAAUCCAGCACAGCAGAGGUGAUCCAAAUCUCAAAUUAAGGCUUUGUUACUACACUGAUUUAGUGAAACCUUAACUGGCGGAUGCGAUCUGGCUACUUUGCUACCCAACCAUUUUUCUGGCUUUCACAUUUUCUCAGAUAUACUCUGCAUUCUGCCACCAUCAAAGCAUGCUGGCAAAGUUGCAGCAUGGUCGUUUUGUGAUACCUCCUCAGGUGCAGCUAUGAGUGACACUAAAGGCGCCAUGACAAGUCCACUUGUAGUAUGCACUUUUCUACUUGACUACAGACUGAUAUUUUGGAAAGAAACAAAUCGUAUUUGUUCCUUCCGCCUAGUCGGAUACCGUUGAGCACAACUGUUACCGAUUUCACUAGAGUAAAGAACGACUCCAAAUCAUGCUUACGCAAUAUUUUCACAACACGGAUGUGAACUUUCAGUCUAAAAUUAUUGAUACACUGUUCUCUGACCACAAAGGGCAAUAUACCCUCUUUUCACUCAAUACCAAUGAAUCCAAAAUGAUUGAGAGUUUUUUUUGACUCACAUAUAACUAAUUUUCUACAAGAUCUAAAGUCAGCAACGAUAUUUAUAAUAGUGUCAAUGUAAACAAAAAGUGGGAUGUACUUUCUCAGAUAAUAUAAAGCAGAUUCAAUUACCAUUUUCCCUUGAUGAUAAAAAAGCGAGCUGUAAAACGCAAGAAAUUUCCUUGUAUUGACCCAGAAUUGGAUUGACUCAGGAACAGGAUAAGUGCUCUUGCAAUGAUUUCCUAAAACGACAUAAAAUAUAAAGAUAUUUUCAAAAGUUGUAGUCAGACAUAUGAGAAACACACCCUAAACAUCAUUAGAUCGGUUUGUCUUGCCAGUACAUAAUGAUGUAAAUACUUUAGCCAACCAUUUCAGUGAAAGCUUUAUUGGAGCCGCUCCAAAACUUCUCUCAAACAACCAACUUUGAGUUACGAAUGCGACUUAGAACUAAAAAAUAAAUCAAUAUUUUUAACUCCAAUGGAUCAUGAUAAAUGGCAUUGUAUGCACUCUGAAAAACACAAAAAGUUGCUAUGGGAAAACGUGUAACAUCUACUCCUCGGACAAAUAGAACAGGUGUUCCUCAAUCCACCACCACGAAAAACACGCAAAAUUUCAUCUAUGCAGAUGAUACAACCAUUUUGAUACCGUAUAAAGGAGCAUCUGUUAUCUGAUAUCCGAAUCUUGAUAGUGACACAAAUAAACCAUAUUCAAAACUGGCUGGAGGUGAAUAAGUUAGUAUUCAACAUAUAAAUCCACGCACCUCUAUGUGUCAAAAGAGGAUAAUAAGAACCAUCUUCAAAAUGAAACUUAGAGAGUCAUGUAGAAGUCUAUUUAAAGUCAACAGCUUAUCAACAUUGCCGGGAAUUUAUAUCUAUAACACUCUACAUUUGGUAAACAUAAUGAAGCAUUAGUUUCACAUUCUAUACAGUUAUAUGGAUUUGUUGUUAGAAACUGUAGAAAUUUUCAUAAUAUAAGAACCAUAAGCUUCUGUAUUUUGCUUUUGUGAGGUUUAAACUGGAGUAUGCUUGCAUAGUUUGGAAUCCCUUUUAUGAGUGCCAAAAGAGUUGUUUGGAGAAAGUACAGAGAAGAUUUUCUAAGUUCUUAGUUUAUAAAAUUGAUGGAAUUUACCCAGAAAGCGGUAUUACCAAUACCAAGUUACAUAGAACAAUUUAAUAUUGUUUCUAAUUUCGUUUGUAGAAGAAUUUGAGUAAUGCUUUCUAUUUAGAUAGAAUAGUAAUGAAAAACUCUAUUGUUAAGCACUGGAACUUCGUUUCCCACCAAAACUGCUGAUAGAACAAUAUAGUAUUCAACCCACGAUUUGUAUCUGUAGACUAUAGUAAAACGGUUUUGAGUGCAAAAUUUUGAAUUUUUUUUAAUAUAAUUGCUUCUAUCGUUUGAAACAGCUAUAAGUAUAUAUGUGUGGAUUUUUUAUGUAAAACGGUGCUAGUUUGGCACAUUUCGUUUAGUUUUCCUGAGAAAUACCUACUUUCCUAAUUUUCAGAUACACUUCCAGAAAUUUCCCCGAAAUGGUUUUACGGCAAAAAUAAAGGAAUAAAAAUUUUGGAUAUGGUACAAAAUCCAAAUAGUUCGGACCUCGAGAAAAUAGAACUGUCCUCAUGGCACAAAGAACAAAAAGUUUUACAUGCGGAUAGCAUUCCAUUUUUUGAAUGUUAGUGUGAUCAAUUCUUGGAUACUGUAUAAAAAAUCUAAAAACAAUAAAAUCCCCUUUGUUGAGUUCAAGGCGUCAGUAGCUAGCACAAUUUUGAAGAUGGAUGGUAGCACGCGAAAAAGAGGCAGGCCUCUUAGUGAGGUGACAAUGCCUCGAAAAAAAGGCCUUUCAUAAAAACUGUACCUGAAAUACGUACCGAUGGAAUAGGACAUUUUCCUGUGAAAGUUAACUACAAAAAUCCACCUUGUUGUCACGAUAGAAACUGUAAAAAACGUACAAGAUAUGCAUGUAAGAAAUCUGAAGAAGCUGUAUGGAGAAUUUCCUUAACUAAUAAUAAGUAAAUGUAUAUACCUAACAAUACCUCAAACGGCCAUUGCCACAUAUGUGUACACAACAGUUUUGCCAUUUUUUUUCAACAAAAAACAUUUGUAACAGAAAAUAACAUUUAUUAUAACUUUUAAAUGUUAAAUACAUAAUAAAUUUUUUUCGGCGUUUUAAUUUUUUGUUGGAAAAAUCAUCAUUGAAGAGGUUAAAUAAUCUAAUUGACAGUCCCUCACUUCUUUGAAAGAUCAACAUCAGUGUACCGACUUUUGCGUCGCGUACUCACUUCACGUUCAGAGCUACAAGGGCAAGAACAAAUAUUUCACUGAAGUCUCCGCUAAAUAAUAUGUUUAAAAAUUUCGAUACGAUCUGAACUUUCUGUAACAUAUUUUGUACUUCUAACAAGGAAUUAGUUAGGAUAGCUAAUACACACGUAGGUCAAGGAUAUACAUGAGAUAUGUUUGUUUUGUUAUAUAGUUUGUUCUGUAUCUUUUGUAAGGAUUUUGUAUAAUAUUGUCCUAUUAAUGGGCUACUGUUGGACAAUAAAGCUACUAUCUAGCUAUCUACAGUAUAUUCAGAUAAGAGAUAGACCGGACAUAAACAAGACCACGUGAUCAUCGAACGCUGUAACAUUCGGC